Molecule: messenger RNA, 957 nt
Organism: Knipowitschia caucasica
Lineage: Eukaryota; Metazoa; Chordata; Actinopteri; Gobiiformes; Gobiidae
Source: the annotation of a GenBank genome assembly
AUGGCGUCGUCAAGUCGCGGAGACGGGCUGUCCCUCCCCAGAGUCACUUGUCCGAACCACCCUGAAGCCUGUUUAGUGGAGGACUACAGAGCGGGAGACAUGAUCUGCCCCGAGUGUGGGCUGGUGGUCGGAGACAGAGUGAUCGACGUCGGCUCAGAGUGGAGAACAUUCUCCAAUGAAAAAGCUCUGAAAGACCCGUCUCGAGUCGGAGACGCCCAGAACCCACUGCUCAACGGAGGAGACUUGACCACGAUGAUCAGCAAGGGAACAGGAGCCGCUAGUUUUGACGAGUUUGGGAACUCCAAAUACCAAAACCGGCGGACAAUGAGCAGUUCAGACCGUGCCAUGCUCAACGCCUUCAAAGAGAUCACCACGAUGGCCGACCGCAUCAACCUGCCCCGAAACAUCGUGGACAGAACCAACAACCUGUUCAAACAGGUUUACGAACAGAAGAGUCUGAAAGGACGAGCCAACGACGCCAUCGCCUCCGCGUGUCUUUACAUCGCCUGCCGUCAGGAGGGCGUGCCGCGGACGUUCAAAGAGAUCUGUGCCGUGUCCAGAAUCUCCAAAAAAGAAAUUGGCCGCUGCUUUAAACUGAUCCUCAAAGCUCUGGAGACCAACGUGGAUCUGAUCACGACCGGAGACUUCAUGUCGCGUUUCUGCUCCAACCUGGGGCUUCCCAAACAGGUGCAGAUCGCCGCCACGUACAUCGCUCGCAAAGCUGUGGAGACCGACCUGGUCCCAGGACGCAGCCCCAUCUCUGUGGCAGCUGCCGCCAUCUACAUGGCCUCGCAGGCGUCCGCCGAGAAGAAGACCCAGAAAGAGAUCGGAGACAUUGCUGGAGUCGCAGACGUCACCAUCCGACAGUCGUACCGCCUCAUCUACCCUCGCGCCGCAGAACUCUUCCCUCCAGACUUUAAGUUCGACACUCCGGUGGAGAAGCUGCCACAGCUGUGA